UUAACUGACUUGUGAACCAUUCUGUCUUUCAUACUAAUAUCCUGUUAAAGAGGUCCUAUUUGAAGCAUUUCAUACUCUGAACUUCUCACUUGUGAGAUGAAUUUGACAUAUGCUCACAUCAGGGUCCUAUUCCACAAAUUUACAAAUGUACAAGACUUGUAAUAAUUGCAGCAUGUUAACUGAUUAUAAGGAACUUUAUCAAAUCAAAUUUGCUUAUAGCUAGUAUAUCUUGUUAUAAUUUGUAAUUUGAAAAGCUUGCAAUAGCUGCAAGCUACAGGGCAUAGGCCAUAAAUAAGAAUGAUUUCUAAAUUAGAAAGGAUACCCCUAUGCAUAAAUAUUUUAGAAAAUAGUCAUUUUGAUAAUGGAUGAACCAGAAAACAAGUGUGAAUUAGUGUGUGAAAGCCGUUCGAAGAAAAAUUUGAAUGUUGCCUACGUAUACGAUAUAGUGAGACGUAUAUUGAAAACUUUGGAUAAUUCCGAAAUAGAGAAUUGCAUGAAAGUUUGUUCAUUGUGGAAGGAAAUAGGAGAAUCCAUAUUGAGAGGAAGGAUAACGAUUGCAGUUGAGGACUUACCACGUGAUAUAAUUGCAAUCACGAACUUUUAUCCAGAAUAUGUUCUUGGCUUCUUCAAAACACAAAAUGGCAACAUUAACAUCUUGACAGGAUAUAAUGGACAUUCGGAAGAAAACAUGGAAAGGAGUGAUGAAACUAAGACAAUACGACUUUUAUUGCGGUUGGAUGCUCGAUGUCGUAAAAAUAAUCAUAUAAAGGACCGGCGAUAUUCUCAAAGGCUCAUUAAACGUUAUUCAAGUCCCUCAAGAAAUCUGUUACCAAUAUGGAUCGCUGUUUUUCCUCAACUUCCCGGACUGAAAAUAAGUCGUUUUGUGUUUUCAGAAAAUGAAAUCAAAGAAAAGCUGAAACCUGGUCCCACGUGGUUUACAGAAUUGACAGACAUUUCUAAAGAAGAAACGAAAUGCGUCCUGUGGAUUGUGGAUGGAAUACUGGACGACACCUUCAUGAAAGUUAUACCACAAUGCGCAGUAAGCGGUAUAUCAGAUAUUAGUUUAUGUCCAGCAUACAGAUGUAUUGUGUUUUCGGGGAGGAUGGUACAUGCAUUAUCAUUUAAUCUGCCAAAAGAUCAUACAUUACAACAAAUGAAAGUUAUAGAAUUGAAGCAAUACAACAUUGCAUGGAACAAUUGUAUUGUGUUAUUUUUCAACAAAAGCUUUAUGAAUUGGUGCAACGAUCGAUCAAACUUUUCCGAAAUUGAGAUUUUUAGUAAAGAAUUUCCCAACAUUCCGAUCUUGUUUUAUAGUGGCUGCAUACCUUUCGGUGUGGAAUACAUCCCGAAUAUUUUUGAAAACACAAGUACUAUAGGAGAAUGUAUAAUAAAUGCAUCAGUUGUUGCAAAAAUUGUUAUAUUGUGGAUUGCGUGACUUGUAAUUAUGUUGUUAAAUGAAAUUAUAAGGUAUUUUGUUUAAAAAAAUGUGUGCCCCGUAUAUCACAUUUAACUUUUAUUUGUUGAAGAUCAAUUGAC
Molecule: messenger RNA, 1536 nt
Organism: Centruroides sculpturatus (bark scorpion)
Lineage: Eukaryota; Metazoa; Arthropoda; Arachnida; Scorpiones; Buthidae
Exons: 4
Coding region: 362-1435 (357 amino acids)
Molecular function (GO): protein binding
Source: RefSeq, a predicted model, not a curated record